GUCUUUACUGCUGUGACUCGUGGCCAUCUGCAUCAUCACUCAAAUCUGCAUAUGUCCACGCCGGUUCUCACACUGGCAGUCAAGCUGGCAGUGUUCCUAGAUGAUCAAAAUGGAAUGGCUUUCCCUCCUCCGAUCAUCCCGGGCCUGCGCUUCCCAAUUGAAUACUUCCGCUGGGGCAGGUGACUCUAGCGCCAACGUCUAGCCUCGUGUUCCCCAUUAUCCCUACAUUGACAACACCCGAGUCCAGCAAACGAAGUUUCCCCAGGGUCAUGGUCAAAGAUUUUUUACAGUAUUCUCCUAUCAAUGCUGCUGACAAUGAUAACGAGGAAUCAUUUGGAGAUGUAAAAAGGUUUCGUGCUGAACUUCGUCCUAAGUUGCAUAAUAUCAUCCGCGUGUGGCCUAUAUUGAGCCAUUGCGCGUUGAUAUGGACAUCGAUCCUCUUUUUCGCGCUAUGGAUGAGCACGCCUUCGCCCCACCUGCAUGACGACAUUCCUGUAUAUUCUCCUGCAAGUGGUGCCGUUGACUUGAUGAUCGCAAGAUUCAAUGGAACCCUCGACUUUCCUUCUAUCUAUCGUGGCCCUCCUUCUCCUCAAAUUGAUGCCGCUUGGGCCAGGAUAGCUCACGAUGUGCUACCGACUCGGAUGUCACUCGAGGAAAUUCUCAAAGCCGGCGAAGUAGAUUCACCUUCCAAGGUGAAAUAUCCAGCUGAAUUUGGUGGAGGCUUCAUGGUGUCUAUGGAAGCCCCUCACCAACUCUAUUGUCUGAAUUUACUUCGCAAAGCCUCGUGGCCCGAGUAUUAUGGACCCACGGAUAUCUCGUUCCAGGACACUCCCGAAGUAGUCCGCAUGCAUCUUGAUCAUUGCAUUGAAAUGAUCAGGCAGAAUAUUAUGUGCAAUGCCGACGUGACGAUGAUAACAUGGGACUGGGUUCAGGGACACAAAAAGCCAUACCCUAACUUCAACACCCGCCACCAAUGCAGGAACUACGAGAAAAUCUUGGAUUGGGCUGUGGAGCAUGCUGUUGAUAUACCGAAAUCGGCGGUGACUCGUUUCGAAGAUACAGUUGACAUACCCUUACCCUUCCAUCUGAUGCACACUAAUGUAUAAAGAAUA
Molecule: messenger RNA, 1112 nt
Organism: Suillus bovinus
Lineage: Eukaryota; Fungi; Basidiomycota; Agaricomycetes; Boletales; Suillaceae
Exons: 5
Coding region: 270-1106 (278 amino acids)
Biological process (GO): mycotoxin biosynthetic process
Source: RefSeq, a predicted model, not a curated record